Molecule: messenger RNA, 11402 nt
Organism: Procambarus clarkii (red swamp crayfish)
Lineage: Eukaryota; Metazoa; Arthropoda; Malacostraca; Decapoda; Cambaridae
Gene: rho-5
Product: rhomboid-5
Biological process (GO): regulation of epidermal growth factor receptor signaling pathway; regulation of protein secretion
Cellular component (GO): endoplasmic reticulum membrane
Molecular function (GO): serine-type endopeptidase activity
Source: RefSeq, a predicted model, not a curated record
CUGAGAGGCAGAUUCAGAGGGGGUCGGGCAGUGUUGUGGUAGAGAGGAGUACACACAGGUGUCGCCACACUGGAGCUCUGUCAUACUUCUCUGAAAAUGACGCAGUGUUAUCUGGUAAAGUUCACGUUGUGAACUUGGCAGCCUAUUUGUAAGGGAACUGUUAGUAGACGGAGAUGGAGGAUGAUACUCCCUUACGGAUUGUGCCUGCCAGUCGCACGGAGGGUCAGCGGACUGGCAGUGCACCUGCGUCAACUCUUGGUUCCACUCUUGCUGCAGCGGCUGUCAACCGUCAACAGCAUCAACCACAAACUCAUCCUCAACCCCACCAGCACUCAUUUUCUCUACCUACCCAUUCUCAAAGUGUACCUGCAGCUACAUCCACAAGCACCUCCAUGACCAUGGCUUCUACAAAGCCACACACCCUCUCCAGAAGCCUGUCUCGAAAAGAGCAAGUUAAAGCGGUUUCUGAGCAGUCCAAAAAGUACGUGAAGAAAGAGACCCGAGAGUUCUUUGGAUUAGACGAGUCUUCUGAGGCAAAUCAGCGGCAGCGAUGGCAAGAGAAACGGAAACGCCUGGCCAGCCGCAAGUAUGGCCAGCUCAAGGACCAGCCCAACACUACCCACCACACACAGUCUUUCACCAGUGACUUCCAUGCCUUACCAGAGCUUCAGGAGGGAGUGGGCAGUGGUCUGUCUGACUCCAUAGAUGGAGUGCCGUGGCCGCAACCACCUCACCGAGGGAAGGACUCGGUUGCCAAGAUGACCUGGGAUGGCCUCUCUUUUGUAGUUUCUACGGUUGCAAAACGGAGAGCGAAGAGUCAAAUAUCGGGCACUGCUGGCGGCCGGUCUAAAAGUCGCAGCUAUGCUCCAUCAUCCAUGUCUGCAGCGGAUGAUGUGUUUGAAGAGCCAGAUGUGUCUCCUACCACAACUGCCACCACCACCACCACCACAACUGCGGCGACCAUGCGCCCUACCCCACCUGCGGAUCAUUAUACUAUGGAGUCACUUUCAGAUGAAGUGUUCUUUGACAGCAAGGUACCAGGGAGCCCUGAAGCUGUGACUGGCCCUACUAGUUAUGAUAAUAGUAAAGAAGUCGGAGGAGGAAGGUACCACCCAAGUGUUCAAGAGUGGCAGAGACCGGUAUCAGACUCGGUUGAUGCCAGUGGACGGUCGAGUGCUCACAUAGGCCGCUCGCGUAUCUGGAAUCGAAUUUUGGACAGCUGUUUCGAUAACUCUGAUAGAAGACAAUAUGGCAGAGGAAUUGCUGGUCGAAUUUUCCGGCGAACAUUCAAGGAGAGUGUGAGGAAAGACAAGGAGGUGAAGAAGCAAAUAGACGAGAUGAGUGACUAUCGACCGUACUUCACGUGGUGGGUCACGACUGUACAAGUGUUCAUCCUUCUGCUCUCCAUCAUGUGUUAUGGCCUCGCUCCUAAAGGCUUCACUCUGCAACAACAAUCGGGACAGGUCCUUAUGGCAAGCUUAUCAAUCCAGACUGUAGACUAUUGGGAACCAUCAAAUUUCUGGAUAGGUCCAAGAGCGGCUGAUCUUAUACAUUUAGGAGCCAAGUUUGCACCAUGUAUGAGAAAAGAUGAAAAAAUAUUUCGCCAUGUUGAAGAGCAACGGAGAGCAGAAAGAGAAACUGGCUGUUGCAUUCGAAAUGAUGACUCGGGUUGUGUUCAGUCAUCGCGGAGAGAAUGUUCGAUAGCAAGGCACUAUUUUGAUCCUCUGGGUCAAGGAGAUAUGGAAUCGACGAGACUGUCUGUCUGGAAAAAGUGGAGCGAGCUGGCGAAGGGUCCAGAUGGCCGCCUUUCUGGAUCUGUUUGUGGCCAAGAUCCAAAUUACUGUAAAGAACCAGCGUCUGUUCCGCCACAUGAGUGGCCAGAUGAUAUUACUCGGUGGCCAAUUUGCAGAAAAAGAAUUGCAGCUGUUAAAAAGAUCCAUGCUGCAGAGCAUAUGGCUUGUGAGGUUAUUGGUCACCCGUGCUGUAUAGGCAUUCAUGGAGAGUGUCGCAUUACGACGCGGGAGUACUGUAAUUUUGUGCGCGGCUACUUCCAUGAAGAGGCUACGCUUUGCUCUCAGGUUUCCUGCUUGAACAACGUGUGUGGUAUGAUACCAUUUCACAACCCAGAUGUUCCAGACCAGUUUUAUAGAUUGUGGACAUCUUUAUUUAUUCAUGCAGGAAUUCUUCACCUGGCCAUCUCGGUAGUACUUCAAUACCUCCUUAUGCGAGAUGUGGAAAAGUUGGCUGGCCCUGUGCGAAUCGGAGUCAUCUAUAUAGUUUCGGGCAUCGCAGGCAACCUGGCCUCUGCAAUUUUCGUCCCGUAUCGGGCAGAAGUUGGUCCCUCUGGUUCUCAGUUUGGACUGCUGGCGUGUGUGUUUGUAGAGUUCAUCAACUCUUGGCAGAUGAUGAGAAACCCCUGGAGGGUGCUGGCCAAAUUGGUGGUCAUGACAUUGACUUUCUUCUUGGUGGGGCUCUUACCUUGGGUGGACAACUACGCCCACAUAUUUGGCUUCAUCUUCGGGUUCCUGCUUUCUUAUGCACUGCUACCGUUCGUGUCGUUUGGUCCAUACGACAAGCGGAGGAAGGUGUUGCUCAUCUGGGUGUGUCUGGUGGCCGUGGUGGUGAUGCUCACAGCGCUUAUAAUACUCUUUUACGUCACGCCCAUAUAUGAGUGUAAGAUCUGCGAAUACCUUAACUGCAUCCCUUUAACACGGGACUUUUGUGCAGAGCAGAACAUCAAUUUCAACAAGAAGUUGGAUAUUAUAUGAGAGGCUGAUGCUUGCUUGGGCAGCAUCUGCUGUCAGUCAACGGUCACCGACGUGCCAACAUUUCUAGUAAUAUAACCAGUGUAAUUAUUACCAUAUGUUAUACAAGUGAUCACUGCUGUUAUGGUCAUUUUCUAGUUUCAUACUCGGGGAAAUAUGGGAUAUACCAACGCCUAUUUUGGCCCACAUGUUUUAAGGGCUAAACUAGCAUCAGUCAGAUGAACAAAUUGGUAUUAGCUUGUUAUGAACAAGAAUUACAUAUAUGUUACAUGUUAAUGACAAAAGUAAUUUUGUGCAUUGUCUUUAUGCCUUGUAUAUGCCUUUUAUAUGAAAAGAGAAUAUUGUAAUUAAAGUUUACCUCAAGUGAAUAGGUAUGUGAUUUAUAUAAAACUACUAUAUACUGUAUAAUCCUCUUAAAACUGAUUUUAAUGAGUAUCUUGUACAGUAUAUUUCAAUACACGGGCUAAAUCUCGACUAUUCAGUUCCUUUCUAAAUCAUACUAGCAAUCAUGAGAUAACCAAUCAAAUUUCCAGAUGCAGAGCAAGUGAUAACUCAAACAAAUUUGCCUUUCCCACAUUCAUGAUUGCAGUAUUAAACCUAAACUUCUUGAUAUUAAACUUUAAAAUACAUAUAUGGAUAUUUUGUUCACAACUGGCAUUGAUACCAGUUUGUUGAUAGCCUAUCUUGAUGUGGCAAUGCCUGUCACACCAGAACACAGAGAAUAGUGAGGAUAGAUGGGCAGUUGUACUAAGGACAAAGGGCCACAAUUCUGAAAUACCACACGAGACAUAGUAACGAGGAAAAGCCAGUGAGGGUGCUUGGCAAGUUUUUAAUGACAUGUAGAUACUGAAAACACCGCUCAAUUACCUGAGGACAAAUCUCCAGUGGACUUCCAUAGUUGCGGCCCAACAGACAAACUGGGGAGUGAAAGAGGCAACAAAAAUCCUCUCAUUCUAUGUCUCAGAUCUGUUGUUAUAUUUUAUUAUUUUUAUUAUUAUUAUUACGAUUAUUAUCAUUAUGGUUAUGAUUGUAUAUGAAAAAUAAAAAAUGUAGGUUAGGAUAUCCACUGAUUUUCUCCAUAAUUGAAUCCCAUAUGCAUAGUGUUUAAGAUAAUUGGACACCAUAUCUUUGUUUCCCAUUUCUGUGGACCUUAACUGUGUGGGUAAUUGUGAGUGGUGUGGUUCUCUCACUCUCCACUCCAGCAAAUGUGAUGAGGGAGGAAUUACAGGGGUGCCAUCAGUCACGUCUGCUUCCAUUCACCACAUCCAACUCUUCUAUUCAUCAUUUGCUCAUUUUAAUAAACUCAGUGCAUGGAUAGAACUAAAUAUGAUCACAGUUAACAGUGUGCAAAGGGUUUGUAUCUUCAUUUAUUUGUUAGUAUCAUUGUACGUCUGUACAUUGUGUGAGCACAAUCCUCGGAGUUUUUUUUUUUUUAAGUUCCGCUAUCGGCAGCUACUAGUUUGUUAAACAGUAACAGAACCAUAAACAUCUUCAUGUAUGUCAUCAUAGAGAUGCAUUAAAUGUGGAAGGAAUUAUAUUGCCUGUGGUAGCACUUCAAUAAUAAAAUCAACUUAUAAAUUUAUAUAGAAAUUUUUUGAAUUGCUAGUUCAGAAAAAUCUGAAACAAAUCUACGCAAUUAUUUUCUGGUUCUUUUGUUGUGACAGUUUACAUGAAGAUACCUCUAUAUACAACAAAAUUUUUGUGGAAGAAUGGUUUUUGAUAUGAAUGUGUUGCUGUAUAUCACACGCAGUACAUUAAAAGCAGUUCAUCAGUACAUUUUAUUCAGGGAUAUAUUAAAAAAGUUCUAAUGAACUUGAAGAUCAUGCCUAAAUUAACAUAUAUCAAAAUGUGUAAAAAUUAAUGUAACGUGUAAAGCAUUUUUUGCAGUCGAGUAAUUGGGUGAUACAUGUAUUACCACAGGUAGAGUAGCUGUAUCAUCUCUGUGAGAUGUGUUGCCCCUGCUUUGGAAUAUCAUCUGAUAAUCCAUGGCAGAGGAUAACUUAAUAAUUGACAGUAAAAAAAUGAAUGUGUCAAAUAUAAUACAUAUUACUGAAAUCAUACUUCCAGUACCCAUGCAGAUAUGUUUAUCUCCUGUCAGUGUUUAGCUCUGUAUCUGAAAUCACAACACACACCCAUCCAGUUUAAUUAAACAAUUCGUGACUGACAACCCCCUAGGAAAAUGUAAGGUAAUCCUGCAGAAAGGUUCUAGGAGUGAGCACAGUACUGUGGAGCCAGCUACAGUGUUGCUGGACAGCCCACAACUGUGUGCAAUGUUCUCGGAUGAGUCUGAUAAGUGGAUUGUGACUGUGUACGGUAAUAUCCUGUGGGCAUAAAGACUGAACUGCUAUGGAAUCUUUUGAAGACAGUGUGAAAUUUGAUGCAGAUGUUAUGAAGUGUCUAUUGCAGUUACUUAUAUGAUGUCACUAAGAGCAAACUUUGAGCAAAUGCCAUAGGCAUUCUGAAGUAGUUCUGUUCAGAUUGCAGUGUUGUCUUCAUAAAAUUCUUGGUUAAUGAGUCCAAACUGCACUUUCUACUUAUCACUUGAAGUAUGUGUUUUUUUUUCACUUAAGCAUGCUACCAGUGGCAUUUAACUUGCAUAUUGUUGGUAAAUAAUUCAUGUAAAGCCCCCUCACAAGUAUCAUGGAGCUACAUCAUCACAAAAGUAAUGAGUAGAUUUCAUAUUGUCAUACUUACAUCAUGUAAUUUAUUUCAUCACUUCAUUUAGAAUACUUUGUAUGAACAAUCUGUUAUUAGAAUGGUCUCAUGUGUGAUAAUUUCUAACUCAUUUCAUCAUGUCAGUUCUUGAUAUUUGAAUGGGGGGUCCAGAAUAUAUAGUGUUGAAGAUAACCUGGGAGGUGGACGUAAAGCUGUGCAACUACAAGAAAAUAUUACACAAUUUGGUCAGCCCUGUAUAUUGGUGAUGGUUAACUACAUGUAGGGUGAUAAUGUACACACUUGUCAUGAGGAGGUGCAGGGAUAAUAUUAGUUCAAUUUUAUCAUUUCUGAAUAUUCUUCCAGAGUACUUUGAAAUUAAGCAUUAGCUAUAUUAUGUAAAUUCUAUUAACUACAAAAGGAAAACACUAACUAGACCAAUUAUAAUGAACAUCUUAAAUCGAUGCUUGAAAGAUUAUCAGACUAGUAGUAAUAAUAAUUGCUAAAAAUUAAAUGUACUUGUUAUUGUUCAAGGAUUUAUGUUAUGAUAUAUAUUAGAACUUUUGGCCAGUAAACCCCCCUCAAGAGAUUUGCCAUGUAGUAAGAGGCUCCCAUACAGUUCCCUGAUGCUGAUGGGGGUUGCCACAGUUCCCUCUCCUGGCAGUCUCCAUGUUUGCAGAUGUGUGAAGGAAACCAACGAAGGACUCCUGUUCAGGUCGUCGAACCACCCACAGGAGGGGCCGUGAGUAUCAUUUGGGAUGUUAUGCCCUUUUUCUGCACCAGCCAGCACUUGGUCCCUCUUGCUGCCCUUUUAGGGGAUAUCCUUUUGCUCUGAGGCCCAAAUUUGGAAAAAAAACAGGAUGCAUAUGGCACAUGAAUUCAGUUCUCAAACUCAGGUUAAUGGGGCCGGCAACCAGGCCCCUGAGUUGGACUGAUGGAAGAUUGGGCUUUGUAUCUCCACCUAUGUUGAUUCCAGACCCAGCUUCAUCUUUGGUUCACCCUACUGAUCCUCUUCAUUUCCCUGUCACUUUCUUGGCAGGGAUGACUCCCAAGUCCCCAGUGUUGACUACCUUGUCACCUGGAGUGACUCCAUCUUUGGUUGUUACACUGAUUCCACUCUCAUAAUCGAAGCAUGCAUUUACCUCGACAACUGCUACAUACCAUAAUCUGUUUGGCCCUGCUACAUGGCCUAAAUAUUUUGGUUUGUCACAAUGACCUUACCCAGCCUGAUGAGUUAUACAUACACACCUUGUUGACUCUCGAUACACAUGUUGCCCCUCCCUAAUUGGUACACGUCAUUGAAAUCCCUUCUGAGGAGGCAGCUGAACACCUAUUUGCCUUACUCUGCACUGGUGAGAACCCAGUUUAGGUCUCCCAAAAGUGUCCAAUUAUAUGGACAUUCAUUUUCCCACUCCAUAUUAUGACCGGGGACAGGGAACUUAAGGACUGCUAUAAGGAUAUUAACACUUUAGCAUCAUGAUGACAUUCACACAGUCAUUAAAACAGCACACGUAGUUCGGGAGAUGAUGUUAAUAUCAUCAUCAAUUAAUUUUGUCUUAUUCUUAUUAGUAAGUAUAAACAUUGUGAAUGAAAGGGUUUAACAUUGGGUUGUGUGCCCAUGGUCAACACCUGGCCUACCUUGCAGUGUGCUGCGGGUGCCCCGCCGGGCCAGGCAGUGUUAAAUACAGUAUAUCCUUGAGACCCAAGGUUCGCCUAUCCUCCAGGUUGAUACGUUCACUCAACCCCCCUUCCGGUCGUCACAUCAAUUCCUUAAGAUCACUUGGUCAGGACUUCCUAACUUCUGUAAUUAUUGCUGGUGUCAGAUGCUCCUUCAGGAAACCCUUUCUCCAUGCCUCUGCAAUAGGAGCUGGCAAUAUGGGCAUAGAACCUCAAAGUGCAGUGGCGAGGUAUUCUCUUGGCCCUUGUGUUAUUCUAGGUCAGAUUGUCCAUCAUCUCAAGACUCAUUGCAUCAACUGUGGUGAUGCUAAUCCUGCCUUUUCCUGCUCAUCCAUGUGCACUAUAACUCUGAACAAGCCAUCCUCAACUUGAAACAUAGGGCUUGUACAUCUUUUCUUGAGGCAAGAUGACAGGUUUGACAUCUUUCCAUUUUUUUUCUAACAUGAUGCUUGUGCAUUGUGUCGCAUUCCUUUGCCCCCCACCCUACAUUCCUUCUUCAGUCCCACAACCAUUUCCAAAUCAUAAGCUCUUGACAUCCCCACCCACCUCCCCUUCUCCGAUCUGAGGCAGAAGGUAUUCCUCAAGCUGACAUUUCCACUCUUCUCAGUCUUCCCGUUUGCCAUAUUUGUGUCAUUUCUCCUUUUCACUCUUCAAAGUCUGUGUGAGCUCUAGCUCUUGGCUCCUCUUUUUCCUCAGUCAUCCCCUCAGUUUUUUGACCCUCCCUGACCUAUGACCAUCUGGGCUGAUAGGAAUCUUCCUCCCCAACCAUCCUCAUUUUGCCCACUAUCACUCCUGCCUGAGGAAAUGGCAUGUAUCAUACAGUACAGUACAUAUACCUGUACCUUGAAAUUACCACUCUUCUGUCUCUUGGAAAUACAAACCUGGUUCCUCUCCCUCUCCUCUAAUCUCCUGAUGUUAAACACCUCUUAAGACUCAUUACUAGAGCCUGUGCUCCUCUUAGGUAAUUUUAAAUAUUAGCAUACCCUCUGGGAGUGUUUUUCUUAGAAAUAUCCAAGGGCAGUUUUUAGAACCUUUAGUUAUCUUUCCUCCAUUCUCGUGAAUGCUAGCAAGCCGACUCUUGUACACUCUCGCAUUUCCACGUUUUCCUGUAUUGAUCUUUGCUUCUGCGCUUCCAUUUAUAAGACCUGUUGUGGAGACUCCUUUGAUGACUUUCAUGACUGACUACAGUAUUUACCAUUCUCAUAUCCCCUCUUUUUUUUUUCUCUCUCUCUUUCUUCCCUCCUCUUUCCCUCAAUGAUGGUUUGAUAAGAGUGACUAAUCUCUUCACCCUCCAUGCUGCUCUUCCCAGCCUGUGUAAUCCCUCAGCUCCCUCAGUUUCUCCUUUUCCAUGGAACCUUAUUAGAUGCUCCCUUCACCUCUGUUUCUCGCUAUGCCUCUCAUGGCAUACAGGAGUGUGUUCCUUGGUGGAAUUUUGAGUGUGCUCGAGCUGUUAAGUGUGCAGUCUGGGAAAAGCACAGAUGCUGACAAACACCUGAAUCUUUUAUUCUAUUUUAGAAGGUGUGUGGGGUGGCUUGGAGGGCCAUCUGUACAGCUAAACAUGAAAAUUGGAACCCAUGUGUCCAGCAUUACUAUUCCACCCCUCUCCCUCUUGUUAGAAAUAAAAUCCGCGAGAUUGCAGAUAAAUUUGUUCCAAACAUAACAGCUAUCCUUCAUCUUUGUACUUCCAUUGUGGCAGAUCCGGUGUUCGUCACAAAUGAACCAAGUUUGCAGUCUUUAGCUGGUAGCUCUGGUUCUCGUCUUUCUCCUUCUUUUCGUAUUUGUAGGCUCCUUAUUGAAUCUCGCUCUUUGAACUUUCGCACUCACCCCCUACUCCCCUGUAACACGCUCUCUUUUUCUGAACUGCAGUCCAUCUUGUUCCUCUGCAGUUCUAUGGCAGUGUGCUUGGACACCAUUUGCUAUGAGGUGCUUUGUAAUCUGUGCUCCUCUUUGUAUUUGCUGAAUAACUAUAACCAUAUUUGGAAGACAACAUCUAUCCCAGUGAACUUGCUAGAGACUAUUGUUCUUACCAUUAAGGAAACCCAGUACUCAUGGGACUUGCCCUAAGGAUUUUCACUCCAUUGCCUUGAUGAGUUGCAUCUACAUACAUUUUGAAUGUAUUGUUACUGUAUGACUUUUUUGGUUCUUGGAACAUCACUACUGCUUCUCCCUCUCAAUUUGGCUUUUGCAAGUAUCACAGUAUGACAUCUUAGUGGACUUUGUGGUUUACAUUCAUACUGCCUUGGGGUUCAUCUUAGUCACCUCGUGUGUCUCACCUCACAGUUGAAUGCUUAAAGGUCAUUACCUUACUUAAAAUCUUGACUCACUUUAUAGGGAGCUGAUACACACACACUUCUAUUUGCACUUCUUUCUUGUUGUCUAAACUUAAUUGUGGCUGCCCUGUCCUCUUCACGGACUCAGCUCGGGUGCUCGGGUGGCCCCCUACAACAUCAUCACUCCUGUUUAUUCCAUACUUUGACUACUGCCUCUCAGGAGGACACUGUUCCCUCUCAUCACCUCCCUAUUCCUGUAAUGAUGACUCAUCUGCAAGAUUCUCUUGGUUCACAUUUGCAAUCCCUCUCCUCGUGGUGUUCUUACCUUGCCCCAUGGAGGGUUCUGCUGGCAAAAUUUUUCUCUUCUAUUCACCUACAUGGUUCACCAUGUAAGUGAAGAGGGCAGCUUAUACCCCUCCUACCAUUCUGAAACACCUUUUCUUUGAACAUGUUACUUCUCACUCCAUUGCUCUAUUUACAGAUAGGCCUAAAUCUGUCAGUGGUUGGCUACUCCAUUGUUUUUCCUGAUCAAACUUAUAUGUGCCAUCUAUGCCCAGAAGCUAGCAUCUUCAUGGCAGAACUUGUGCAGUUUUGUGUAUUCAUUGUUGGCUGCUUUUUUUAUAUUAAUGUUCCUUUGUCACUGUGGUUGAUUCGUGCAGUAUCUUCGUGGUUCACGAGUCUUUUUAUCCCUUUGCAUCCUGUGGUGGUCAAAAUCCAAUACUGUAUAUUUAGCAGAUUUAAUGCAGUCAAAUUUUGCUGGGUUCUCAGCCAUAUUGGGUUUACCUCAAAUAAAUUUGCAGACACUGCCACAGAAGUCGUCGUCCCCCCCCCCAUUUAGCCAAAAAGGGGACACUAUACUUUAUUUGAAUUUCUACCGAGUCAUUAAUUCUGCAAUCUGUAACCAUUGGCAGAUUGGCAGGGUCAUUGGUCUGGCAUUAUAGGAAACAAACUGUACACUCUUAAAGGUGACCUAUCCUCGUAAUGGAGUAGGAAAUGGCUCUGGCACCACAUGCUUAACUCAAGGUACUUAAUAGAGCACCACCCUGCUCUUUAUUGUCUAAAUUGCAUUGUCUUUGUCAUGAACGUUGUAGAAUGUCCCAAUUUUCAGGAUGUUCAUCUCUUGGUUUCCUAAUUUCCCUCAGGGUCAGAUGUCCUUUGAUGGAAUCCUUGGUGAAUAGAAUACCUUUGAUAUCACUCGCCUUGUGUCCUUUUGUUGUCGUUUUGGCAUCCUGACUAAAAUUUAGCACCUUUUGAAUAUCCCAUGACACACACAGUGGUACAUAGUCUUGCCAGCUUGACACCACCUUUUGAUAACUGCUUUUGGUCAUCAAGGUUUUAACAGAAAGAUGCCAAGAUCUUGAAGCUUAAUUGCUUGGUUAAAGCUAAUCUAUCAAUGUAAUCUGGUAUUCAAGAAAUGCACCUAAAGAGAUAAUUUUCAUGUUAGGUUUUAUAAUCUAUACUAUUACUACUACUACUAGCUGCAACUACUGUACUUUCAGCCCAACUGAUGCAUUUUAUUAUUACCACGUUAUUAUUUAAGAAUAUUAAUAUUACUACUAGUACAUAAAAAUAUAAGAAUUUUGGGGGCUCUUCCCUGCUACUAUUACCACCAUUACCACUUUUACAACACCUGCUACUAGCUCUGCAAUUACCACUGUAACAAUAUUUGUUAGCAGUAUACCACUGUGACAAAGCCUACCAGUAACAGCAUCACUACAAUUGACAAAACAGCCCAUUCUCUUGAUUUACCACAACAUAUAAAAUACUGUAAGUACUAAAAUUCACAAACCCAAGCAACCCACCUAACUUAACCAACAUCCACGUAGAAAACGUGGAUAUUUGUGAGAUGCCACUUUUCAUAGUAUGCCUCAUUUGGCACUUUAGGGACAAUGACAUACAAAAUGAGGUGCAUUACUUGAGAGGAUGGGUUGGACAACACCUGCCACUAGCACUACCAUUACCACUGACAACACCUGCCACUAGCACUACCAUUACCACUGACAACACCUGCCACUAGCACUACCAUUACCACUGACAA